This is a messenger RNA of Bactrocera neohumeralis, 1319 nucleotides long. RefSeq names its product putative nuclease HARBI1. The record is from RefSeq and is a predicted model, not a curated record. Lineage: Eukaryota; Metazoa; Arthropoda; Insecta; Diptera; Tephritidae. The transcript has 3 exons. The coding region runs from base 14 to 634 and encodes 206 amino acids.
GAAAAACAUAUAAAUGAAAAGUAUAGAAGUACACGAAAUGGAAAAUUUUAUAAAAGAUGCGUUGCUUGGUACUAUGUGCACCAAUUCAAAUAAUGAAGUGGUUAAGGAAAUAUUGACCAUCCUUGCUGGUUUAGCUGCUGAGUCAAGUUCGUCAUCGGAGGAUUCAGAACAAGAGCAGAUAGAGAAUCCAAAAUGCUCUAAUUUUGUGGACACCAUAGAUAAUUUUGGAGAUGAGGAUUUCAAAUCACACUUUCGUUUGAGCCGCACCACUUUAGAUUACUUAAUAGGAAGAUAUGAAGAAAGUGAACAAACCCGUUUUGCUACGAAGUCCGGAAAAGCCAAAAUUCCUGCUAAAACAAUGAUGUACAUGUAUAUAUGGUACUUAAGUAAUACAAUUACCUACAGACAACUAGCCGUAUUGUUUGGUGUAACGAAGUCCACUGCAUGGGCGAUUGUUCGUCGGGUUGUCGCGUCGGUUAUCUCAAUAGGAUAUGAGUUUGUUAAGCGGCCAACUGGAGAUGCGUUGGAAAAAACAACUCGCAAGUUUUUACAAAGGAAACAAAUACCAGGUGUUAUUGGUGCUAUUGAUUGUACCCACAUAACAAUUAAUGCACCAAUAAAAAACAAACAUUAAUUUUUUGAUCGUAAACGUAAUUAUAGUGUUGUUCUGCAGGCCAUUGUCGAUGCUGAUAAAAAAUUUAUUGAUAUUUAUUGUGGUGAACCCGGAUCAUAUCAUGACUCUAGAGUGCAAAAAAGGUCAGCAUUUUAUAGAAAAGCGGAAAAUAAUAUGGAAAGUUUAUUUCCAAAUUCUACUUUUAUUCUCGGGGACUCGGCAUACCCUUGCAGAAAUUACCUCAUACCGGUGUUUAAAGAUUAUGGUUCGUUAACGCCCAAUCAAAUCAGCUUUAACAAAACACAUUAUUCAGCAAGAAAAGUUGUUGAAAUGCACUGAAAGGACGUUUCCGAAGGCUUCUUAAAUUUACGGAGCACAGAAAUUUGUGUGCAAUUUCGAAUUUUGUUGCAAGUGCAUGCAUUAUGCACAAUAUACAUAUGUAUUAUCACAAACGACGAUACAAUUAUUGACCCUCAAAUUGAAAGUGCCGAACCGCAGCCAGAACCUGCUAAUGAGCUGGCGAGAGAAGCAAGUGGAGAUCGUCGGAAUCAGUUGCUUACAGUUUUAACACGAAGAAAUUAAUAAAUUUUAAUUUUUUUAAUUUUAAAAUGCACUUUUAGAGCAACAUUUUCCAUUUCCAAUCUCAAAUAAUAAAAUUAUUUAUAAUUUUACGACAUAUUUGUUUUAUAUAAUCACGUACAUAUAC